This is a messenger RNA of Peromyscus maniculatus bairdii (prairie deer mouse), 2523 nucleotides long. Its product is annotated as vomeronasal type-2 receptor 116-like. Gene Ontology annotation, molecular function: G protein-coupled receptor activity. Gene Ontology annotation, cellular component: plasma membrane. NCBI's taxonomy places the organism in Eukaryota, Metazoa, Chordata, Mammalia, Rodentia, Cricetidae. Gene Ontology annotation, biological process: G protein-coupled receptor signaling pathway. The record is from RefSeq and is a predicted model, not a curated record.
AUGUUCACUUCGAUUUUGCUCUUCUUACUCCUGAACAUUCUACUUCAUGUGGCAACUUUCAUUCAUCCCAGGUGCUUUUGGACAAUGAAGCAGAGUGAAGACAAGGAUGGAAUAUUUGAGUCAUGUGCCUUCAUACUUGGUGUAGUGCAUGGGUCAGUGGAGAUAAUGGAUUUGAUACAACCUUUCAAAGAACGAGGAGGAAAUGACAACAAUCAGUUUGCACUGGCCUUAGCUUUUUCAGUGGAUGAAGUCAACAGGAACCCUUAUCUUCUACCAAAUAUGUCUUUAAUAUUUGGAUUUCUAGAAGGUGGUUGUAACAUCAUGUCACAAACAUACAAUAUCAUUGAAUCUUCUGUAAAUCUUCAUUAUAAUGUGCCUAAUUAUAACUGUAUUGAAAUGACCAUGUGUUCAGUGGUGCUUUCAGGACCUAGCUGGGAAGAAUCUUUAGUAGUUGGGAAAGCAAUGGACCUCUACAAUUAUCAGCAGAUUGUUCAACUUACUUUUGGACCCUUCCAUCCUAUCUUGAGUGAUGAGGAACAAUUUCCUUAUUUGUAUCAGAUGGCCCCUAAGGACACAUCUCUAGCCCUGGCCAUGAUCUCCCUCAUACUUCACUUCAGCUGGAACUGGAUUGGGCUGGCCAUCCCAGACAAUGAUCAUGGUAUCCAGUUUCUCUCAUAUUUGAGAAGAGAGAUGGAAGAAAAUAUAAUCUGCUUUGCCUUUGUGAACAUGAUUUCAGUCAACAUGCACUUAUACAUGUCAAGAGCUGAAGUGUAUUAUAGACAAAUCAUGACAUCAUCCUCAAAUGUUGUUAUCAUUUAUGGUUAUACAGACAGCACUCUAGCUUUGAGCUAUAGAAUGUGGGAAUCUCUAGGUAUACAGAAAAUAUGGGUCACCACCUCACAGUGGGAUGUCAUUACAAGUAUGAGAGACUUAACACUUGACUCAUCUCAAAAGACUCUAACUUUUGCACACCAUCAUGCUGAGAUUUCUGGAUUUAAAAAUUUCCUCCAUACCUUGAGCCCUCUCACUCCAAAUGAAUAUCUGGCAAGUCUGGACUGGAUGAACUUUAACUGUGAAGUCUCAGCUUCUAAUUGUAAGACACUGAAGAAUUGCUCAUCCAAUGCCUCACUGGAAUGGCUAAUAUUGCACACUUUUGACAUGACUUUUAGUGAUGAGAAUUAUGAUAUAUAUGAUGCAGUGCAUAUCGUGGCUCAUUUCUACAAGGAGAAUCUUCUUCAGACAAUGGAUAAUGUGAAAGAAUAUCAAUUUAAUUGCUUAGAGCUGCACUCCAUUCUUAGGAAGACCAACUUCACCUAUACUGCUGGGGACAAAGUGAAUAUGAAACAGAAAGAAAAACUGCAGGCAGAGUAUGACAUUUUCCAGAUUUGGAAUUUCCCAAAUGGUCUUGGACUUAAGGUGAAGAUUGGAAAGUUUAGCCCAUAUUUUCCACAUGGUCAACAGCUCGAUUUAUAUGAAGACAUUAUAGAGUGGGCCACAGGAAGUAGAGAGAUGCUGCCCUCUGUGUGCAGUGAUGACUGUGGUCCUGGAUUCAGAAAAUUCUGGCAGGAGGGAAUGACAGUCUGCUGUUUUGAUUGUAACUCCUGCCCAGAAAAUGAAGUUUCUAAUGAGACAAAUGUGGAUCAGUGUAUGAAAUGUCCAGAGGAGCAGUAUGCCAAUGCAGAGCAGAAUCAGUGCAUUCCCAAAUCUGUGGUGUUUCUGACCUAUGAAGACCCCUUGGGGAUGGCUUUGACUUUAAUGGCCUUGUCGUUCACUGCAAUCACAGCUCUUGUUCUUGGGAUUUUUGUGAGGUAUCAUGACACCCCCAUUGUGAAGGCCAAUAACCGCAGUCUCAGCUACACCUUGCUCAUCUCACUCCUCUUUUGUUUCCUGUGUCCCUUGCUCUUUAUUGGUCAUCCCAAUGCAGCUACAUGCAUCCUGCAACAACUCACAUUUGGAGUUGUAUUCACAGUGGCUGUUUCCACGGUGUUGGCCAAAACGGUUACUGUUGUUCUGGCUUUCAAAGUCACAGCCCCUGGAAGAAAGUUGAGGUUCUGCCUGACUUCAGGGGCACCCAACUAUCUCAUUGCCAUCUGUACCCUCAUCCAAACUAUUCUGUGUGCAAUCUGGCUGGGAGUUUCUCCUCCAUCUGUUGACAUUGAUGCAUAUACUGAGCAUGGCCACAUCAUCAUUGUGUGUGACAAGGGCUCAGUUACUGCAUUCUACUGUGUCUUGGGAUACCAUGGCUCCCUUGCCUUUGGGAGCUUCAUUGUGGCUUUCUUGGCCAGGAAUCUCCCUGACAAAUUCAAUGAAGCCAAAUUGCUGACCUUCAGCAUGCUGUUGUUCUGCAGUGUCUGGGUCACCUUUGUCCCUGUCUACCACAGCACCAAGGGCAAGGUCAUGGUUGCUGUGGAGGUCUUUUCCAUCCUGGCCUCCAGUGUUGGCCUGCUGGGAUGCAUCUUUUUCCCCAAGUGCUACAUAAUUUUGUUCAGACCAGAGAGAAAUUCUCUCCAAAAGAUAAAGUAG